Gadus morhua (Atlantic cod) is the source of this 3176-nucleotide messenger RNA. It is a transcript of the gene palmda, whose product is annotated as palmdelphin a. The transcript has 8 exons. Bases 584 to 2119 code for a protein of 511 amino acids. Gene Ontology annotation, cellular component: cytoplasm; membrane. Lineage: Eukaryota; Metazoa; Chordata; Actinopteri; Gadiformes; Gadidae. The record is from RefSeq and is a predicted model, not a curated record. Gene Ontology annotation, biological process: regulation of cell shape.
GAGGACCUUCUCCCGGUCUCCUCCUCCUCACACGGAGCUCUGAGGACCUUCUCCCGGUCUCCUCGUCCUCCUCACACAGAGCUCUGAGGACCUUCUCUGGGUCUCCUCCUCAUCUCACGGAGCUCUGAGGACCUUCUCUCGAUCUCCCCCUGAUCUCACGGAGCUCAGUCUGAGGACCUACUCUCGUCUCCAUCUUAUCUCACGGAGCUCUGUCUGAGGACGUUCUCUCGGUCUCCUCAUCACCGUCCCGCUCUCUCCCGACUGAACACGGACCGCCUUCCUAUUGGUGGACGGAGGUGGCGCUCCCUGCCAAUCAGGGUUCUGCAUGACGACUGAGGUCAAGUCUGUGUGACCGGAGAAUACCGUCAUUCUACCGGACUACACCGUCACUUCACCGGAGUACACCGUCACUUCCCCGGGUACAGCGUCACUGUACCAGAGUACACCGUCACUUCACUACAAGACCACAAGACUACAUGAGCGGAGAUCAGGUCGUCGGAGCGCCAGGAGUCCCCCUGCAGUACUCCUUCAGUACCCCUAGGGGGACGCAGAGCUCCAUCUGAGGACCCCGCUGUAGAGCAGCAUGGAGGAGACCGAUCGGCUGAGGGAGAGACUUCAAAAACUCACUGAUCAGCGCGGUGUUCAGGACGACCUCAGGGUGAAGAAACAGGAGCUGGAACAAGAGAGGCUGAAAUUACAAUACCUAAAGAAGACCUCUCUGAGGGAGCAGUGGUUGUUGGAGGACCUGUCUUCCCACAAUGCAUUGCAGCAGCAGAAAGUAGCAAGCGACCAGCAAAGGACCAGAACUCUACAGAAAACCAUAUACAGGAUAGAGAAGGAAGUGGAGUUCCUGGAGAGGGAGGAGUCUCGGAUCUCCACCAAUGAGAGCUUGAUCCUGAAGACUCUGAGUUCUGCAGAGAGAUGUCCUCAUGACUGCUUUAAGGAGGCUCAAGAAAACUUUGUACCAGGUCUGCUGGCCCUGGAGGUCAAGGUGUGUAGCAACCGGUGGACUGGAGAGAGUCAGGUCGUCUCCACCGCGACGGUGACCCCCCACGACCCACACCAGCAAAGGGGGGUCAAAGUUCACAAGGACGGCAGGAAGUGUGUUUCUGCCCCGCGGCCUCAGCAGGUCGCCACACGUGUGUCAACGUGGUCAGAUGACCUUUGCUGCAGGGAGGUGGAUCAGUCGCUAAGGGCGGCCCUUGGCAACAAUCAGGAGGAAUAUCGCCAUAGAAACCAGCCAGAGGGAUGUUGUCAAGGGAAUCAGCAACCCAUCACCAACCAUGUGGGGGAAGAUCAUCGGCAUGGCAACUACCUACAGAUGGAUCCACCGGAAGGGCAAGGCCAGAUGCAUCUCCAUGGUAACCAGGACACUUAUUCUCAUCAUGGUCCUAGACUUGGCCAUGCCAACAGGCCUGAUGCUCCCUCUGGUUACCGGGAUUGUAACGGUAGCCACAGUAACCCAGCACGCACUAAGCCAGCCGUCAGGACCAAUGGAAGCCCUGCUCCACGGUCACAUGACCAGGAAGCAGCGUCUCCCUGGCGACCGGAGCUCUGCUAUACCCCAGCCAAUCACAUCCCUCUGAGUGAUUAUGUCAGUGUUGAGGAGGAGGAGCUGUUCCUCUACAGCCUGCCCUCCUCCCACUCAGACAGCCAAUCAGAGGCUAGCCCCAACGGAGACAGACAAUUCCCUGCUUUCUUCUAUGGCCCCGCCGAGUCUAAGAGAGCCCCAUCGCCGUUGUAUGAGGCCGACACCCCUUUCACCAUCCUUAGUGCCAUGGAAACCUCUGAGCCAAUCACAGCCGUCUUCCUGGGCUUCCAGACCACUCAGGAUGAGAGGGGGUGUGGCCAGGAGUAUGAGGGGUCCCUGAAGGCUGAGCUCGUCGUUAUCGAUGAUGCUAAUAGUGCUUAUGGUGCUAAUGUUGCUAAUGAUGCUAAUGGUGCUAAUGAUGCUAGUGGGGCUAAUGGUGCUAAGGGUGCUAGUGGCGUGGUGGGGGAGAAGGUCGGUUACCCAGCUGGCAUUGCGGCCAAUCACGUGCUAGGACAGGAAGACAAAGGACGGACUGCAGGGAGCAGCAAGGUCCGCAAACAAAACAAAGCCUGUUGCACCAUCUGCUAACCAGUUAACUACCAUGUUAACUAAGCAGGCCUGUUGUACCGCCUUCUAACCAGUUAACUAACGUUCUAACUAACCCGGCCUCCUAUACCUUCUGCUAACCAGUUAACUAACGUACUAACUAACCCGGCCUCUUAUACCUUCCAUUAACCAGUUAACUAAUGUGUUUACUAACGUAUUAACUAACCAGGCCUGUUAUACCUUCUGCUAACCAGUUAACUAAGAUGUUAACUAACCAGGCCUGUUGUACCGUCUUCUAACCAGUUAACUAACGUAUUAACUAACCAGGCCUGUUAUACCUUCUGCUAACCAGUUAACUAACAUGUUAACUAACCCGGCCUGUUGUACUGUCUGCUAACCAGUUAAAUAACGUGUUAACUAACCAUGCCUGUUGUACCAUCUGCAAACCAGUUAAAUAACGUGUUAACUAACCAGGCCUUUUGUACCGUCUGCUAACCAGACUGACCAGUUAUCUAGGGUGUUAACUAACCAGGCCUGUCUGCUGACACAUAGUUCACAUCGUACUUCUAGUACAACUAGUACACAUAGUACUUCUUGUACAAAUAGUACUUCUAUUAAAACUAGCACACAUUGUACACAUGGUUCCUCUAGUACAACUAGUAUAAAUAGUACUUAUUGUACUAGUAUAAAUGUAUAUAGUACUUCCAGUGCACAUAGUACUUCUAGUACCUCUAGUACACAUAGUAUUUUUAGUACAACUAUUACACAUAGUACUUCUAGUCCACAUAGUACUUCCAGUAUAAUAGUACUUCUAGUACACACAUAUUUAUAUUGUUAUAUGUAUACUCCCCAUAUUUAAUAUGUAUCUCAUGCAUGAAUAUAAUGUAUACAUCGUUUUGUAUUUAGUUUUUAGCAUUUUGUAUUUUGAAUAUUACCUUGUAUUUAUAUGUAGCUAUAUGUAUUUUAUAUUGUUAUCCAUGUUUGUUAUUUAUAUUUUAUAAUUUUUAUAGCGUUUUUAUAUGUUGGACUCAAAAUAUGUUACCGUGUGUGUAUAGUUUUUAUGGUUUCUUUACUGUAAUAAACUGAUAAUGAUAACAAA